AUGAUCUCCAACCCUCACGAACCCAGUACCUUGCAGAAUUUCGUCACAAGAGCAGCAUACUUGGUGUUCUUCUACACGUUCGCCCUGUUCAAUUGGAUUUUCUACCUGGGUAGAGGGAUUCAAAGUGGCUCUUUCUUCAAGAAGCCCACCGAGCAACAACAGCUGCGGUUUGCCAUUUCACGAGAUCGAUUCUGGAACCUUUCGAAGCAGCCUAUACCUGGUUUCGAGCAUGCAUUUUUCAAGCUUCGGAAUGGAUUGAAGCUACACUACAUCACGAACAAAUUGAGGUUAAGAGAAGGUGGUGGGGACAAUAACGACAGUGGCAAUUUGUUCAUCCUUCUACAUGGGUACCCCGAUAGUAGCAUGAUGUGGAGGUUUUUGUUGAAAGAGCCGGCGAUCCCUAUCGAUUCUGCAAGAAUAGUCUGCUUGGACCUACCAAAUUUUGGUGGUAGUGAUACUUUUGACAAGCCUGAUGCCACUGUGCUUGAAGCAAUUGCCGAGUUCACAUUGGUCAUCAGGGAAGAGCAUGGGAACGCUUGUAGUGAAGCGAACAAGGACUUCAACACCAUAAUCAUCGGCCAUGACUGGGGCUGCGUUCUAGCUUUCAGGUUGGCAGCCGAGGCUCCCCAGCUAGCAGAUCGCUUCGUUCUGAUGAACGGGCCUCACGUCCGUUUAGCGCUCGCCAACAAAGACCGAAUCCUUGCAGCUUCCUCCAAAAUAUUCCAACAGUUCAGAGAAGCUCCUAGACAAAACUUUGGCUGCCUCCAAAAGUCUUUGAAUGUGCUGAGACCGCUCAUCAUGCAAAUCGUCUCGUUUGGCUACAUAUUCGUCUUCCACUUGCCGAAAAUAAUGGUGCAAUAUCUGGGGUCUGGUGGAAACUUCUUCUUUCUGCGAGCUAUUGCAAGAGCAGAACAUGGCAGGCACAAAGACGAAUGCGAUCCACAGGAGUACUUAGCGGCGACUCUUGGCCCAGGCGUGAUCGAAAUUGAGAGCAAGACUGCUAGUGGUGAAAGCUACGGCCAGUCAGUUCACCCUCGUGCCGAAUCACCAAGUGAAACUUUCUGGCAUCAGACCGCAUACUACAGGAAUGGAGCAGCCUUCAAAAGAUGGGAGAAGUCCUUAGAAACUAUCACAGCUCUCUACGAAAUAGAGAGCGAGAGUUCGGCCUCAGCUUCCGUAUCUCCAAUCAGACGACGGUCAUCUUCCUCUGCCUCGUCAGCACUAUUCACGGACACGUACGACGGAGCACUUAAAGCACCAACCACAAUUCUCUGGGGCGAAAACGACCUGGCAGUAACUCGACCAAUUUGUUUAGAGGGUAUCUCGGAUUACCUGGCCGCGGGUAGUGAAGUGAUGCUGCUACCACAAUCAGGACAUUGGGUGGGUGUAGAGAAGGAAAGUCGUGCUGCACUCGCCAAGAUCAUUGGUACUUGUGCCGCGGUACCAGCUGGUCAAGAGCUUCCAACAUACAUGACGAAAGAAGUGGAGCAGGUGUAUUCAGGUGUUUCGAGUGUAAUCAGGAGGUAA
Lithohypha guttulata is the source of this 1527-nucleotide messenger RNA. RefSeq lists its product as uncharacterized. Lineage: Eukaryota; Fungi; Ascomycota; Eurotiomycetes; Chaetothyriales; Trichomeriaceae. The transcript has 3 exons. The coding region runs from base 1 to 1527 and encodes 508 amino acids. The record is from RefSeq and is a predicted model, not a curated record.